Fukomys damarensis (Damara mole-rat) is the source of this 4421-nucleotide messenger RNA. RefSeq names its product beta/gamma crystallin domain-containing protein 1-like. The record is from RefSeq and is a predicted model, not a curated record. Lineage: Eukaryota; Metazoa; Chordata; Mammalia; Rodentia; Bathyergidae.
AUGAAGUAUAUGUACCCAAACCAGACAGAUGUGCCUCAUACCAUAGUCCGCUAUUUCCAGAGGAACAGCUUUAUUUAUGAAGGAGGCUCUGGCCUCAGUCAGGAAGACGCAGAAGUUAGCCUGUCUGCUGAGACACAGCUCAAGUUUCAGAGCUCCCACCAACAGCUUCUCCAGCUGGAAGCAUCACCACCAGUUUUAGUUCUGGAACAUGCUACUAAAGGGGGAAUACUCGGAUUCUCAUGUUCUCUCUCCAUUCUCCUUUUAUUUUUCCAGUCUAGAGCACAACCACCAGAAGACAACAGAAGGAAACCAGUUUUGGGGAAACUUGGCACUCUGUUUACAGCUGGAAGAAGGAACAUCAGAAACGGGGUAGAGAGUCCCGGUCAAACCAGCUCAAACACCAAAUCACUCUCCCCCAAAGAUGGAACCUCUUCUAAACUCCCUGAGAGAGUGAGAAGAGCAAAAUACCGUGCAGCCAACUACAGCAAGCGGACCCCAGCGAGGCGGGUUGCCCCCCAGGAGGCGCCCCUGGAGGCUGAGGCCAAGGACCUGGGGGGACGUAUCCAGGCAACCCCCAUAGACGCCGAGCUGUCACCUGCGUCAGGCAGCAGUGCAGCGGUUGUGCAGCAGUGCCAUGAUUCACCUCAAUUAGAAGAACCUCUGCAGGCAGGGGGAGAGACCUUCCCGGAUGCUACCAUCGCUGCCAAGCAGCUGCAUUCCUCACCUGGGAAUUCCUCCAGGCAAGAGAACGCGGAGACGCCCGCCCGCAGUCCGGGGGAGGAUGCCUUGCCCAGCACUGGCCCCGACCUGGAGACUGCGCCGGGGUGGCCCACCGGGGCAGGACUAGGUGAGCCCCCCGACGGAGUCCCCCAAGUGGGUCCUGAAGGAAGCGCUUUGCUUCACCUGGGCGUGCGCAGCCCCCCGGAGAACGCUUCCGCUCUGCCAGGAGACCCUCCCGCCCAGGGCUCAGAGAACAGAGCUGGCUCCGGGGAGCCUAGCGGCACAGCACGGCCUGGGGAUCGCGCCCACCCCGCCAAAGUGUUAACUUUGGACAGCUACUUGAGUAAGACUGAGGCGGGGCAGGUGGACGAGCCGGUCGUAAUUAUACCCGGAGCAGAAGAUUGCGGCUAUUCCGACGACAUGGAGAAGAGGUCAAGUGGCCCCAAGUCCGGCCGGAGAAGAAAGUCGCAGAAAUCCACCGACUUCCCCGGCGCCGACACCGCGCUGCCCGAGAGUCCAGCCCGGGACGACGCGGUGUUCGACGAUGAAGUGGCGCCAAAGGUCUCCGUCUCGGCUGAAAAGAAAGUGAUAUCUCUGCGGGCGGCCCUUGAGGUGGGCGUUGACUCCACGGCUAGCCCGGAGUCCAAGCCCGGCCCCAAAGGGCAGCUCCGCGGGGAGUUGGAUCGCGGCAAACAGCCUCCCCAGACCUCGUCCCCCACCAAGAGGAAGGGCAGGAGCCGCGCCCCGGAGCCCUUGCCCAGCCCGCCUGCCAGCGUCCCGCUGGCUACCGCCAGGGAGUCUCCACCCAAGAGAGCGCCAGCACCCGACCCUGGCCCGAAAUCUAAGGGCGCCUUGGCCGACUGCGGGGAGGAAGCGGCCCGGGUCAUCCCUCGUGAGCUUACGGUCAAGAGCAGCUCUCUGCUGCCUGAGAUCAAACCCGAGCACAAGAGGGGACCUGUCCCCAACCACUUCAACCACUUCGAUGGCCGGGGUGGGGAGGGAGGCCGAAGCAAAGAGCAAGGCAGGUCGGCUGGAGCUUCAGAGGCUGACGGUUUGAAGCCCAGGAACCAUUUCGGUGUGGGCAGGUCGACGGUGACCACAAAAGUGACCCUACCUGCCAAACCCAAGCAUGUGGAACUAAAUCUUAAAACCCCUAAGAAUCCUUAUAGUUUGGGAAAUGAGCAUAGUCCAUUUAACCAGCCAGUUCAUAAAGGAAACACUGCCACCAAAAUCUCCUUAUUUGAAAAUAAACGAGUAAAUAAUAGCCCAAGACACACUGAGGUUCGAGGCAUAAGGAACACUUUUGCCUCUAAUAAGACAUUUGUUGGGAGGGCAAAGCUGAAUUUAGCCAAAAAAGCUAAGGAAAUGGAGCAACCAGAAAAGAAAGUAGUGCCAAACAGUCACCAGAAUGGUGGGCUGGUGAAAGAACAGUCUGCAGAAACCAAAGGUCCUCUCUCUGAAAAAGAGAUUCUCCCAGUACCCAAACAAAGGGGAGGAGAGCCCACGAAGCAAGCUUCCGGUCCUCAGCCCAGCCAGGAUGAUACAGAAAAUGUGCAAAGAGAUGCUGGUGGCCCAUCAGAACCAGUGGUUACUACUCUGAUUGCUGUCCAGGACCAGAAGCUCUUAGAAGAUGACUCUGAGACCUCUGAAAGCAAAAGACUUGCGCUUGAACAUCUGGUGGAUGCAGCACGAGAUGUCCCCUCUGCUCUUGAUACCAAAGAUUUAUCUCCAAAGCCACAAAAUACAUUUGCUGACUUGCAGCCCCCAGCUGAGUCAUCAUCUAAGGAGCCUUCUUCCCCACUGCCUACCUCCAUUCCUGUGGAUGUUCCCAAAGAUGUAUGUGCUCAAACUCCCAUAAGUGGCUUUCCAUGCACUGAUCUAAAAGCGUCAGAAAACCGUAAUGGGUGUAUUUUGCCUGUAUCUCACCACAGUGAGAAAAUGCCACUCUCUAAAGUCAGAGAAGGGGGAGAAUCAGACCCUCCUUUGUCUCUAGAAAACAACUCAGAAGGUGUGGGAAAUGAGUGUCCAUCCAAGGUGCUUCUCCAGUUCAGGUCCUUUGUACUUCCUGUGGAGAGCACCCAGGAUGUGAGCUCCCACAUCAUCUCAGAAAGCUCUGAAGUUAGAGAAGUGCAGUUGCCAAGUUGUCACAAUAAUGAACUUGAGGUGGUUUCAGUUGCAAGUUGUACUCCCCAGCAAGAGGAAGUAGUGGGCAAUACAAGCACAUCACCCAAGCACACUUGUUGCAAAGAAGAAGAAAUAGCAAAGUCUGACUCAUAUCUCAUGCCAGCCGAAUUGGACAAAGCUUUGCCUACCCACGCUCAAAGUGAGGGUAGCCGGAUACCCCCAGGGGCUGAGUCUAGCCCCAUUAAUUCUCCAAGCAGCAGAAUUUAUUCAGAAACUACUCAAAGGCCAGAUCAGAAUGUUGCGAAUGGCCAGGAUAGUCUUUUGAAUGUCCCUGCUGGUAGUGAUGACAGUGUAUUUGAUUCCUCUUCUGAUAUGGAAAAAUUUACAGAAAUUAUAAAAAAGAUGGGCAGUACAGUUUGUGUGCCUCAGAAGAAGAAGCCCAGAAUGCCAAACUCUCCCGCCCCUCAUUUUGCCAUGCCUCCAAUUCACGACGACAAUUUAGAAAAGGUGUUUGAUCCCAAAGUGUUCACUGUUGGUUUGAGGAAGAAGGAAAGCCAGCUAGAAACGUUACCAGGUUUACAUCUCAUGCAGAGCCUGGACCCCAGAUCUAAACUGAGGCCCAAACGUGCAUCCACUGAGCACAGUGUCAUCUUUAAGUCUUUGCAUGGCAACACUGACGGGAAAAGUGAAUCUCAGGUGACUCCAGAGACAAAUGACAAAGAGAACAGGGAUAUCAUCAAUGGUGGUGUUAAAAGAUCGAGGCUAGAAAAAAGUGCACUUUUCUCAAGCAUAUUAUCUUCUUUACCACAAGACAAAAUCUUUUCUCCCUCUGUGACAUCAGUGAAAACUAUGACCACGUCUUUCAGCACUUCUCAGAACUGUUCCCCAUCUUUGACUCAGCCCACAACUCAUGGUGCCCCGCCCAGUGGCUCUAACAGAGAACAGCCAAAUCUGCCCCAUAAUUCCUUAAAGGUCUUUAAUUUCAACUCAUCAAAUACUUCUCAUUCAAGCAUGAAAAGUCCAAGCCACAUGGAAAAGUACCUGCAAAAAGAGGAAACCAAAGAAGAUAUGAAUUCUUGAAGCAACCUGCACGUGCCAGAAACUAAAUUUUCCAAACUGAAGAACAGCGAUGAUAUGGAAAAGACUAAUCAUAUUGAAAGUGUUCUUAAGUCAAAUUUGCUAAAUCUUGGAAACAGUGAAGCUGAUUUCACAGAUCUUUUCAAAUCAAGCCGAAACGAUCCAAGCAUUCCUUUUUCUGCAAUGUCAUUAUCUGACACAGUGACACUUAGAGGAAGUGUCCAAAAUAAACUCAAUCCCAGACCUGGAAAGGUGGUGAUAUUCAGUGAACCUGAUGUUUCUGAGAAGCACAUUGAAGUUUUCAGCAGCAUUCAGGAUUGCAGUUCCUGGAAACUCUCUCCAGUGGUACUUAUAAAGGUUGUUAGAGGAUGAUGGCUGAUAUAUGAGGAGCCUGGAUUUCAAGGUGUCCCUUACAUCCUGGAACCUGGUGAAUACCCUGACUUAUCUUUCUGGGAUACAGACACAGCAUACAUCGGAUCCAUGUGGCCUAUGAAAAUGGU